Pogonomyrmex barbatus (red harvester ant) is the source of this 1409-nucleotide messenger RNA. It is a transcript of the gene Ist1, whose product is annotated as increased sodium tolerance 1-like protein. NCBI's taxonomy places the organism in Eukaryota, Metazoa, Arthropoda, Insecta, Hymenoptera, Formicidae. The record is from RefSeq and is a predicted model, not a curated record. Gene Ontology annotation, biological process: protein transport.
CACUAAACUGUUCUAGACUUCGGUGGAAACGAGAUUAUUACUCAUCAUAUCUAAUUAUAGCAGUUUUGAACUAUAUCAAAAGAAACAAGAACUUGGUGGUGAGUGCAACUAAAAACGCAUUGGAGAUGUUUUCAAGUGGGCCAAACUAUACAAAGUUGAAGACACAUUUGCGUCUAGCAAUUAAUCGACUAAAAUUGUUGGAGAAGAAAAAAACAGAGUUAGCACAAAAGGCACGCCAUGAAAUCGCUGACUUCAUCGCUGCUGGCAAAACGGAACGUGCCAAGAUUAGAGUGGAGCACAUCAUCCGUGAGGAUUAUAUGGUAGAAGCAAUGGAGCUGCUUGAAAUGUACUGUGAUUUGCUACUGGCGCGUUUUGGUCUAAUCCAACAGAUGAAAAACCUUGAUGAUGGUUUGGCAGAAGCUAUAUCAACCAUUCUUUGGGCAGCACCUCGUAUUCAGACAGAUGUACAGGAAAUUAAGAUAAUAGCAGAUAUCUUGACAUCUAAAUAUGGUAAACAAUAUACAGAAGCGUGCCGAGAGGAAGCAAUCCAAACCAUAUCAGAAAAAUUGAAACACAAGAUGAGUGUGCAAUCGCCAUCAAAAUUACUUGUAGAAAAAUAUCUAAUUGAAAUUGCCAAGAAUUACAAUGUGGAAUAUGAGCCAGAUCCACAAAUAAUGGCAGAAGCCCAGGAUGCUAUGUUAAUAGAUAUAGGAGCCAAUGGAGGAGAAUCAAGAAAUAAUCUCGAUACUGCUAGUGGAGGAAUACCUCAUCCUCCUGGCUUCAUAGGUUUUCCACAAGCACCUCUGCUACCAGAUUCUGGAUUCCAGAUGAACGUGGAUUCAGGGAAAGAUACAUCUUCCUUAGGAUUCGUAUCCCCAACAUCCUCAUCUUCUAUUGAGAAAGAUCAAAAUACUCCCUUCAAUCCAACUGCAUUUUCGUACAACAUUCCUCUGGACAAUGCCAAUUCGAAUAAAACCGAAGAAGAUUUACCACCGCCGUAUCGGCCUGAUUUUCCGCCUGACUUAAACAAACAGUCAGAUGACAAACCAAAACCUCAACCAAGGUCUAAAAUGCCAAUAAACAAUUACCAACUUCCGGAUCUGCCAGCAGUGCCGACAGAAAACAACGAUUCACCUGCGAAUUUACCCGUAAACGAUGACAUUGAUUUUGAUGACUUGAUGAAACGAUUCGAAGAUCUAAAAAAGAAAAAGUAACGAUCGACUAAUAUAAAAGUAAUGUAUUUGAAAUACUUGAUUUUUGUUUCUAGCGUAUUAUCACGAAACGGUGCUACAUUUAAUAGUAUCUUCUGCAAAAAGAGGAUAGAAAAUUAAAGGUAAUCUAAUAUAUGCUUUUGCAAUCAGAGAAAUCCAAAAAUGUAAUUAAAAAGAAUAAAGUAUAUAUAAAGUUAU